Molecule: messenger RNA, 1114 nt
Organism: Vitis vinifera (wine grape)
Lineage: Eukaryota; Viridiplantae; Streptophyta; Magnoliopsida; Vitales; Vitaceae
Product: protein yippee-like At4g27745
Exons: 4
Coding region: 383-751 (122 amino acids)
Source: RefSeq, a predicted model, not a curated record
GAGCUUUCUUGAAUUUUCUGCUUUCUUUUUUCUCUUUUUCACUUCUCGUCAUGAUUCAGGGUUUGAUUUUACACCUCAGAUCCUCAUCUAAUUCCAUUAUAAUAUUGAUUUCACAAAUGGGUUUUCUUCUAUACUUCACUUUACUGUAGAUUUGUUCCACCCAAAAAAAAAAAUCAAUUUUUUAUUUUAAUUUUUUUUCUUGUUGUUUAUUCUUCAUACUAACCCUGUCUCUAUCAUCUCCAUUGUUUUUCCCAAACCCUAGUGUCUUUAUAUGGAACCUUUACUCUUUAUCGUAUAUUCCAGUUUGGUUCAGUCUCGUGUGCUUGAUCCUUUGUUGCAGAGUGUAUUGUAGAAAGGCAUUUGGAGCUGAAAAUUUUGUUUGAUGGCUGAAUUGACCGGCCCUCGAUUGUAUAGCUGUUGCAAUUGUCGGAAUCAUGUGUCCCUUCAUGAUGAUAUAGUCUCUAAAGCUUUUCAGGGAAGACAUGGCCGAGCAUUUCUGUUCUCCCAUGCUAUGAACAUUGGUGUGGGGCCUAAGGAAGACAGGCAACUCACAACCGGUCUCCACACCGUUGCUGAUAUCCAUUGUGCAGAUUGCCGCCAGGUGUUGGGAUGGAAGUAUGAACGAGCCUACGAGGCAUCACAGAAGUACAAGGAAGGAAAGUUCAUACUCGAGAAAUCAAAGAUUGUCAAGGAAAACUGGUGUUCUUUGUUAUACACCAUUUGUGGCUUCACAAGUUCAGAAUUUGGUUGAACUUGUGAGACAAGGUAACAUUUAUAACCUGGGAAAGUUUUUUAAAGGGUUUUCCAAAGGAAAAAUUCAGUUCAUCUUAUAGUGAUUUUUCCUUUCAAGUUCAUUGCAUUUCAUUGUAUAGUGAUUUUUGCUUUCCAAGUUCAUUGCAUAAUCUUUUCUGCAUUGAAGAAUAGAGAAAGUCUAGGGUUUGGUUUAACUUGUGAGAAAAGUUAAAGACUGCUGCGUUUGGAAACUAGGAAAGUUUUCUAAUAGGUUUUCAAAAGGAAAAAAUUCAGUUCAUUGUAUGGUACUUUUUCCUUUCAAGUUCAUUGCAGACUAUAUUGACUGAAUAAAAAAAUAGAGAAAGUCUAGGGUUUGGUUUAA